AUGGACUUAGUGGAGAUCCUGCUGGCACUUUUCAUCGUCGUGGUCGCGACGGUCUCCUUGUUGUCCAACUUGCUGGUGCUGGUAUGUUUUGCGCACAGCAGCGAGAUUCGCAGGCAGGUGCCGGGCAUUUUCACGACAAACUUGUCCUUUUGCAACCUGCUCAUCACUGUGCUGAACAUGCCGUCCACGCUGGUCGGGAUCGUAAAGGACCAGCAGCCUUUCGGGGACUGCCUGUGUCGCGCGGUCAGCUUCCUCGACACGUUCCUGACGGCCAAUGUGAUGCUGAGCAUGGCGGCGCUCAGCAUCGACCGCUGGAUCGCCGUGGUCUUCCCACUGAGCUACUCGAGCAAGAUGCGGUGCCGGGACGCGCUGCUGAUGGUGUGCUACGCGUGGCUCCACUCGCUCGCCUUCUCCGUGGUGGCGCUGCUGCGCUCCUGGCUCGACUACAGCCGCGCGUACGCGUCCUGCACCUUGCGCCUGAACGCAGAGAGCUCCCGCACCGACUUCGCCGCCUUCACCGUGGCCUUCCACGGCGCCAGCUUCAUGCUCUCGCUGCUCGUGUUGUGCGUGACUUACUUAAAAGUGCUCAAAGUCGCACGCUUUCACUGCAAAAGGAUCGACAUUAUCACAAUGCAGACGCUCUUCUUGCUUGUUGACAUACACCCAAGCGUUAAACAACGUUGUUUGGCUGAGCAAAAGAGAAGGAAACAGCGCGCCACCAAGAAAAUCAGUAUAUUUAUCGGAUCGUUUAUUAUUUGUUUUGCUCCCUAUGUCAUAACCAGGCUGACAGAGCUUCUUCCCUUUGUGGAUAUCAACCGAUACUGGGGCAUCAUCAGCAAGUGCUUAACAUACAGCAAGGCAGCUUCAGAUCCCUUUGCAUAUUCCCUCUUGCGCCAACAGUACAAGAAAGUACUAGUAACAGUAGCCAAUCGCCUGUUGAAACGUGACUUAUACCCUUCCUCUGGACACAACAGCUCACUGGACACAGAAAAUGACUACUGUCUCCAAAGAAUCAGCUAG
Messenger RNA from Neoarius graeffei (lesser salmon catfish), 1020 nucleotides. It is a transcript of the gene gpr78b, whose product is annotated as G protein-coupled receptor 78b. Gene Ontology annotation, molecular function: G protein-coupled receptor activity. The coding region runs from base 1 to 1020 and encodes 339 amino acids. Gene Ontology annotation, cellular component: membrane. Lineage: Eukaryota; Metazoa; Chordata; Actinopteri; Siluriformes; Ariidae. The transcript has 3 exons. The record is from RefSeq and is a predicted model, not a curated record. Gene Ontology annotation, biological process: adenylate cyclase-activating G protein-coupled receptor signaling pathway.